CUAUAACAAAGAUUUUGGUAGUGAUACCUUUUAUGUGUUACAUGUACAUGCAGUCUAAAACUCCACUGCAUUGUGCAUGUAGAAACCAGAUGGUUUGUACUUGGUUUCAAAACUGCUCAUCCGAGCGAUGAAGACUCGACUCUGCUAGCUAGUAUGAUACUCUCGACUCGGCGUCAUGUCUCGAUGGGUAUCUUAUGCAACGGCCAGGGUGCACUGUGUUGUCAUGCCCUCGGCGCUCGAUCCUGCAAGAUCGAAAUCUCAUGGUACCUGGUAGCUGCUGCAUUAGCUGCGUUUCCACUUUGUAAAUGGCUACUGGUGCACUUGUUGCUGUCGUGCUUCGUCUGCCAACCUUUGAAAGGUCUCCAAGAGUUCCGGAACAUGGCCCACAUCAGGCAGAAUCAAAUGAGCUCCAGUGUCCAAGAGUUGGCUGGUAGUCCCACUCCCAGUCAGGACGCCGACACAGAAUCCAGCAUUUGCAGCUCGUGCCAUGCCAGUAUCCGAAGAUGUAUCCCCCACAACAAUGCAGUGCUGAGGUAGAAUAGUCGUGGCUGUUUCAGCCGAUACCUGCUGACACAAGGUUUGCAGUGGCACGGCACUGGGCUUGCCUUGGGACACUUCAUUGCCACAAAUGGAAAACUGGACAACAUUGUCAAUCCCCCAUCCUUUCAUAGCCUUGUCAGUGCCAUUUCGAUCAUCCGAAGUGCAAAUGGCCACAGUAUAUCCCAACUCUUGACACGCCCUCAUCAUGCCUGGCAAAUCAUCCAUCAAUGGAGUAUCUUGUCCAUGCAAAUCUCCCAGUUCUUCAUGCCAUUGCAGCGUCAGCUCCUUGGUGAUGAUUGUGACGUUCCAUUCAUUUUCAAGAUCCAUUAGGAACGAGUAAACCAAUCCGACAAUGUCAUCCCAUGUUCCGGCCGCGACAGGAGCCGAUGGCACGACAUUGUCCCGGGCGGCAUCCCAUCCAAUCUGUGUGUGGAAUUGCUUUGUCAAGUUUUUGUGUUUCAGAACGCUUUCCACCUUGGCCGUCAUGUGAUGUACCCAUCGACGCAGCGACGCGGUGCAAUCUCCCAAGGUGCCAUCCUUGUCAAAGACGACCAUUUUGGGUGUGGUGGGCGAAUCUCGCAACCGUUUGACAAAGGCAGCAGCGGCAGCUUGGGCAGAUUCUUCUUGGACCAUCUUGUUUUCGUAAAGGCAAAGGAAGGACGGGUCGUUGUCACUUUGUGAUCCUUCAAACAGGACCAGUUCUUUCGGAAUGAGGGGUUGCUUCAUCAUCGUGUGGUGGCUGUGGUACCGGUAGGAAGAGGGAUCAAAGGCAAAAGAAGGAAGGAUUGAAGGGAAGAGCAAUAAUGACGCAAGAAAGCAAUCAAACGUGAUGAUGAGCCUGACCGCGUUCAUCAUCGGUCCAGCAACCAUAGUAGAUUCGAUAAACUUUGCAGUGCAAGUGCGUGGAUGAAUCUGAUGCUACGGUAUAGCCUUGGCACUGCAUAGCUUGUUGCUGUCACUUCCGGUUCAGAGAGCUUUCCCAUUGCCACCCGUUGAUUCUUGGGCGAAGAAUCUUUGCACCACAUCUUUGGAGAGGUCGAAUCUUUAGUCCCUCACGUGACUUAUUCAAUCCUGCUGACGACUGCUUCGUGUCAAACAAAUCCAAAUCCACAACCAAAUCCAUCGACGCACACACCACAAGCAUGCGCACAAGCCAGGCAUGUCAUCCUGUUGCCCAUGUCAUCUCCAGGUGGUGCUGUUCUGCACUGGCAAUGGCGCCGAUGCGAACUCGUACCGUCCUCGACGAGACGAGAGUCAAUGGUGGAACCGAAGAGAUGCCUUGGUCAGAUGUGUGGCAGCUUUCUUGUUUGGUCCAAGGAACAACAGCAACGAGGAUAGUCGGGAACUGAUCUUGUUCUAUGAUGGAGAUUAUUGUCGUGUCCACAUGAAGUUGGAAAAAGAACUCAGUGACAAUCAACAAGAAGAUGAUGAUGAUGAUGCGAUUCCGACCGAGUUUACAAUCAUUGCUCUCUGGAAACAGGCAAUCACAAGAGCCAUUCAAACCUCUCAUAAGUCAGGAACAAGCAAGGCUACUAUUGAAGAGCUCACCGUUCGCAAGGGACGACUGUGCUGCUGGGCUGUUCUGUCCUCCCUGUCGCCACCAUCUGACAACAACAACCACAAGUCAGGUGGAAGCGCUACCAGAGUGAUUCAGGAUUGGAGCAAGCGACAACUUUUGGAGUGUCUUCAGAAAGAGUGCUCUAUGGAAUUCUUACGGGAACACAAACUCAAUUCUGCUCCCAAUGUCAUUCUUCGCAAAGCCAAUCGAACAGCACUGGCCAAAGUCUAUCAUGUGUGGCAUCGACAAAACAACGCGACAAGUACUAAGAAGAACCCAAAAUCAACCUCAAAGGACUCUGCAACAGAACAGUUGCAGGCAUUGACUACCAUCUUUCAAGAAAUUCUGCUACCAGCAGGACAACACCAAGGUCAACUAAUUGCUGCCACGUUGCACGAGUCUUCGGACUGCGAAUUGCCGUGCUUUGGCGACAUUCAACACUCGGCACAACAACAACAAGACAACAAUAAACCACUCCACUUGUGUCUGUUUUUGGGCGCUGUUCGGGACAUGAUUCCGAUAGAAUAUCAGGCAUUGGAAAAGGCUUGCAGCACAUCCAGCACUGCAAUACCCUUGGUCAAGGUUCGACUGGGGAGUGUUCCCGAGUUCACUAGCAAGAUUCUGGCCCUUGUGGCCUUUCAUCAUGCCCAACAGCGGCUGGGACCUGCUAUGCAACGCUUGGUACAGCAAGCCACGGGCAAACGGAAACGGGAGGAACCCAUAUCAACAACAACACGCUCGAACCAUCGACCUGCACAGCUGCACAUUAUUUGCUUGUUGCCACUCCAACCAAGGCAAAUUGUGACCGACUUGGAACAGCGGGAUCGGACGCUCUGGUGUCUGGUACGAGUACUGGUGUGCAGUUUGUGGCGGAGUCGAUUGGCGGGUGCCGGCCAUUCGUCGCCGUUGGAGAAUACCGUCACGUUGAUACUCUUGAAUGGGACCGUGGUCACACUCCAUCAAAAAGAAUGGGUGUUGUCUUUGGCCGAACAGCAUCAAGCGGCUCCUUCCGAGUUUCAAGUGUUGAAUGCAUUGGUUGAAAAGAUACAACAACAAGAACAAAACGUAGAAACGAACGAGCCUGAAGAAGCAUUCUGGAAUGAAAAACGUGCUACUCAAACUAUGAAUGCACUUGUGGCUGCAUCCCAACAUCAGGAGGAAUCUUCCGAACCAAGUACUGUUAUCAGCCUGGAGCCCCACUUUAGCGGUGCAACGGACUUGACACGGCGUUUCUACAAAGAAGCUGGCGUCGAGGCAAGGGCUGGUCGAGACCUAUUUGUUCUAUUGCCGAUUGGACCACGACAACAAACGACACGCGGCGACAACCGAGUCCAUUCUAUAUUUUUCCAAGCUCUAAACAACAACCCAAAGUUUCAAGUGUCGCGUCAAUCAAUCGUUACUCCGAUGGUUACGAGUGCUGGCGACCCAAAAGCAAAAGCAGACGACGCAAAGAUGUGCACUGACGGGGAAGCGUCGAGCGUCGCCAUCCUGCAGCACUUCCUUUACCAGGACAGAUUGUUCCUGGGUGGAAAGUUGUCCCAUACUGCCAAUCAAGUCAAGCCAAAAGACAAGGAAGACACCAAUGCAGAAAGACGAAAGAAGAAACGAAAAAAGGAAAAAAGAAGCGAAAAGAGCUAGCUAGCUAGUUAGGCGACAAUGUGCAUCCACGCGAAGCAGCAACGUGUGACUCUCCUCUUCAACGUUCAUAAAAAAGAGGCCUACGCUAUCGAAAGAAUCCGACGAAGCGGCGGGCUCAGCGAAGACACCAAUGAUCCGUCGGACUCUUGCGCGUUGCGUCUGGCUACGUACGGUAUCCAAUGACUGUUCCAGUGCUCGUUGAUGUUCCACGUUGAGUUGUCUCGCUGGAGCUUCCAUGUUGAGUUGUCUCGCUGCAGCUUCCACGUCGAGACUCAGGGGGAAUGUUCAGUGAGGUCUUUCAGUUUCCGGCUGUGACAAUACUGCCACAAAACAGCUUUCGAAACAUUCACAUGUUUUGUCAGCUUCAACCAAAAUCAAUGACAACAAGACGGUUGUCUUUAACGUUGGCGGAACAAAAUAUGAGGUCGCAAGGAGCACCAUUGAAGCAUACCCCAAGACUAUGCUGGCCCGUUUGGUUUCGGAAACUUGGAAACAACCCAACAAAGAGGAGAUCUUCAUUGAUCGGGACGGGCUGCAGUUCCGUUACAUCUUGAACUACAUGCGCACCCAAAACGUCAAUCUUCCAGCUUGCAUUUCCAAGGCUUCGUUCCAAGAAGACUUGCAGUAUUAUGGGUUUGAGGAUGUGCCUGAUGAUGCAAUUGCAGGUAGCAUCAAUUAUGACGCAGCCACGCGUGUGGUGGCCUGCAAGCAGAUAUACCAAAAAAAGCUGGAAAGGAUUGGCAUAGCUAUUGAGGAUUUGCAGAGACAGAGGGAUUUCACCGAAAUUGCAUUUGCAUGUUUUAAUGUCUACGUCAGGGAUGGCAAACAUGAGCUCAAAGUAUGCGACAUACUAGUACAGUCUCAGUUCAAAAGCUAUUUCCGCGCAUGUCAUGGAGUUACCGGUAUUCGAUUGCCUCUUGCGGGAGAUAAGUUGGAUUGCUUUCAAGAGUGCCUGGCUCCGUACGGGCUUCGGUACGUUUCUCAUAGUUCCUCGGAACUGAAGGUAGAGGCACUUUCGUCCGAGGCUGUUGCUGACAGUUGAGUUUGAACAUUCACGCAAGUCCGACUUGUGCGUAAUAAUAAUGCAAAAUUAAUUAUGAAGAGCACGUCUUAUCUAAUUUCCAUACUAGGAUGAUGAUUUCACAUCCUCUAGCUUGUAUAG
Molecule: messenger RNA, 4898 nt
Organism: Seminavis robusta
Lineage: Eukaryota; Bacillariophyta; Bacillariophyceae; Naviculales; Naviculaceae
Source: the annotation of a GenBank genome assembly